Akanthomyces muscarius is the source of this 1608-nucleotide messenger RNA. RefSeq lists its product as uncharacterized. Bases 1 to 1608 code for a protein of 535 amino acids. The record is from RefSeq and is a predicted model, not a curated record. NCBI's taxonomy places the organism in Eukaryota, Fungi, Ascomycota, Sordariomycetes, Hypocreales, Cordycipitaceae. The transcript is spliced from 5 exons.
AUGGAGACAGGACAAGACCGCGCGCAGCGGUUGAAUGACCGUCUUCGGGGCGCUGGUCGAGCAGACGUCGGAAGCGAUGACUUUAACCUCGAUAUUGAGGGCAUAGGCGAGCCGUUUACGCAGCCCAGCUCCUCGUCACCACCCGCGACGAGGCCCAGCGCUGGAGCUCAGUAUAGCCCAGAGAUCCCCUCCGUGCCCGAAGAACCGAAUGAACCAGCAAUUUCACCAAACACUUCCCGGCGUCCUCCGUCGAGUCCUCGACAGCCUGCACCAUACCAUAUAGAAAUCACCGAGAGCCCUGCCCACGCCCCCGGCAGUGGACAGCGUCGACGAGUUCCAGUGCAGGAAGCCUCGGCCACGGCGGCUCGCAUGCUGGCUGCCCUCGAGUCGGAUCCAAUCCAGCCCCUCACACUGCCAGCGUUAAAUCGACCCUCUCGCCACAGCCAGGAUGCGGCCUCGGCGCGCAGAACUGCGAGCCCAGCUCGCCAAUCCGGCGAUGAAUCCCCAGACGAUUCCGCGGAUGCAGAGCUGAUGCCACCACCACCACCACCACCACCCAGAGUUCCCCGGCCAGCGCAAAGGCCUCCGCCAACGACGAGAACAGUAGUAGAAUCCCCAUCCACUGAGGAAGACCAGGCCGAAGAGAUCGGAGACCGAGCAGCGGCGGCCACGAUUGGCCAGAAGAGACCACGCGUGAGCUUCCAGCCGUCACCGGAGCUUGGCUCCGAAGAAUCAGACGCCGCGCCCGCAGAGGAGCAUCCCGCACCCAAACGACCACGCCCGCAGACGCGACGAGAGCCUGCUGUGCAGCGGCAACCAAAGAGGCGAAACGCCGCUGAAGGCCAGAACAAGAAGCGCGGCCGUCCGCGCAAAGAGUCAGGGCAACAGACGAAUCGUCCCCGCGCGGGCAGCGCCGAAGGAGACGUUAUUGAAAUCACGGUGCAGCGCUUCGUCAACGGCCCAGAGGUCGAAAGCGAUGAGGAGGCCCAGGGCGAGAUGGGCUUUGCCAACCGCAGCGGCGAGACUGUGGUAGAUGUAUUUGCGCAGGUCUGCGAGGAAGUCAUUGCUACAACUCUGGGCAAGUACGAGUAUCUACGACAGGAAACGCCAGAUGAGGACAAACGGAAAGAGUGCCGCAUCAAAAUACGCGCCAUUGAAGCGUUUCGCGAAGAAGUCAGCGCUCAGCUUCUGCAGCACUCUAUCUACUUGAAUCACUGGUAUUCGCUUCGGAAAAGAAUCCGUCAUGUGCAAAAGGAGAAGCUCGAGCUACGACAAGAACUUCUUCGCCUGAAGGCCGAAAAAGAACAAGUCGCACUUCGCAUGGACGGCGUCCGCGCUCGUAGCGAGAAAGAUGGCAGUGACUCCAAGCACCGCCUCAGUGCCUCUAACCUCAUGCACGACAUCGACCUAGCCGUCGAACAGGGUCGCGACGCUGCUGAUCUAUCAUCACGAGUCCGAAAAGAAGCCGAGCUUGGGAAUUUGGAGCUCACCAUCUCCCAGGUGGCAGAACAGGCGAGCAGCAACGGUCCAACUGGUGGCCUGCUACACCAGAUCCAGCAAUUCAAUGCCUUCCUUGAACGCACUGCCGCAGUGCUCGAGUCAAGAUGA